AUGGUAAGUCGUUUUGGCAGAGUGGUUUAUUUUAGCCAGUAUCAAAGCCUAACGGCCUGAACUUUCGUGAAAUGUCGAAAUUUUAUGGAGAGUUGUUGGUGUUGCUAGUAUUGAAUGCAUCUCAGCCUUUUCUCGCGCAUGACCAUUUGCCUGCAGUUGCUGACCCAGUGCCCUAGUAGCAAAUCCAUAGCAAGGCGACAGCGCUUCGCUGUGGAAAAGUCGCGAUAGUAUGACCGAUUUGUAGAAAAUUUUGUCCAUUUAAACGCAAUAUGGCCCUAUGCACCUCCGGGACGCCUAUCCUACGCGAAGGAUGUCUUUUAGAAUCUACAAAUGUUCUUUCCCGCACCUCCCAUCCGAUCUAUUACUAUACUCGCUACGUAGCCCCCUAAAAGGUAUAUAAAGGCGUAUUUUUUGUGACAAAAAGCCUUGCUAUAAAAGUAUUAAUUACAAAAAUUAUCUUCAUAUCUCCUCCUGCGGCCUGGACGACGGCGGUCCUGCAGUCGGUUCUAAGCCAAGCAGGUGUAAUAAGAUUACAAAGACGCCAACCAUCAGAGUCAUCCAGUGUGGAGUCCGCCUGAGAACAUCACUUGCGUAUGGCAUGGAGGGAUAUUUUCAAUCGUCUUGUAACAGCAGUUCAUUUCAACUCUUCCCCCUCUCUUCCAAGCCGCGUUUACGUUUAUUUGGCAUGUACAGUUACAUAUAAGCAAGGGCCUACCUUUUGUCACGCACACCUGUGAACCGCACAGGCCUUCUUUAGUCUUCUUCCUUCAAGGGGACAUAAAAUACCCACUUCCCAAAAUUAUCUGCGUUACAUCCACUGAGACACAUCAGGAAGUUCCUCUGUGAUCAUGUCAUAAAUUUCCUUAUCCUUACCAGUUGACUCCUGACCUGAAGGUCAUGCAGCCUACUAUUGACCUCCAGGAAGUCGGACAGAGUGCGGAUGGGCUGACUUAGGGGAUCGGAAGGGAAGGCGGCCUCUCAGUUUCCUGAGCGGACCCUCGGCGGUUAUUAAGUACCUGCAUUUUGUGCGGGUUCUCAUGCAUGCCGAAGUUGCUCUUUAUGAGUUAAGCCAGUUGCUUACGCAUGAACUCGAUGUUUUUUUUCUUGCCUUCUUAUUUUCGCCUGUAUGUCGAUAAUAGCUGAGUGGCAGGAUGGGCCAUGACAACCUGUGUAGCUCGGCGGUCUGCGCGCUAACAGUGUGUCAGUUGAUUUUUGAUCCGAGUCUCUUUCAUCCUAAGCAGUAAAAUUUGUAAGUAGGUGUGGACCGGCGGGCACUUGGAACCUUUGGCGAUCAUUUUUGUGAGAGGUGCAUUUUAUUGAUAAGCUGGCACCAAGUAGUGUGAACCUCUUGGAACACAGUUUCCGUGGUCACUCUGUGCGUUUAUUUUACUGACCUUACGCAGCAUCAUCGCACGCACAGGCCUCAAACCCUUUAACCCUUUGUUUAAUUACGAUGAGACUUGGAUACAUUACGCGAGGCAAAGGUCUGACACAAUUAUCUCUUUAAACAUGUACGGAAGUCGUUUAUCGUCUGGGAUUACAGACGUUAGCCAGUAACGAACAUUGAAGUAGCAGUCUUUCGGGCUUCAAAAGACGCUCUUUCGAGGAUAACUACUUUAUUCUUGAUACCUAUUAUAGCACAUUCCCUUUUUUAGUGCCGCGUGUUUUCGGCAUAAAACUGUCCUUUAACAACAACGUCGACCUUUGCAUCGCGAUCAAGUCUUUUUGUCCUGUGUAUGUUUGCACGUUUUUAUCCAUAGGUUACGUUACUAUGAUGAGGUCUUGCUUUUUAACUUUACAUUCCAUGUUGGCGGACGUAAAAAUAUUUGUCCCAUAUGGGUUACUGGUGGCAACCUUUCUUUUCAGGUAUCAUCCUAACAUUUCAACAAAACAUGCGCAUCAUCUUUCAGCUGUUCCUUAUUCUCUGGAUUCUUAGGAUUUAUUCGCUUUUCGACGAAUAUCCUAUUUCCACAUGUGCACGACCGUUUCUGCCAAACAUGCCUCCUGUUUCGCUAACCAUUAGUCCCAGAGAAGUUUCGGUUGAUGUGUCCAUUGAACUCUUCUGACAACCGACCAUGUCGAUGAGUCUGUUGUUAUUUUUUGAAACUAAGUCUGAAGUUUGUACAAUGGGUAAAGGCCACCAAAGUCUUACUGAAAGUUGCGUUUAUCGGUCUGUGCCUGAAUAUUUGCCGGCGACAUCUCUAGGGGAGUUUGCUCCCGAAUUUCCUAAGUCUUAUUCAAUGUCGACAAUCCAAUUUGCCCUGUUGUCCAGUGAGAAAAUAAUUAAGAUGCACUACGCUGUUUCUUAUAUUCCUCCAUGGGAAGGUUUUUCUCAGUACUUGACGUGAUUCUGGCAUCGACUUCCUAAAAACAACUGCGACCGGUAGGAACUCUCACCUCGAAAUUCGAAUUUGCAUCAGCACCGACGUUCUACUAUUGUCUUUAACAGGUUCUCAAUUAACUGAAAGGGACCUUGCAUGCAUUCCCAAACAAUGGGCCAACAACUUUGUCGGAACCCACGGUAUGCAGCCUAUCGUUUCGUGACUCUUCCGGAGAAAGGGAACUUGUACCUUCUUAACUCCGAUACCGCGAGAAGAAUGUUGUACUUAACUUUAUAAAAUGUUUGAAGUAUUUGGCUGGCGCGUACGCCCUCUAGAUUUUUAUUGAAAAGAGAAGACUUACCUCACGCUUGACCUGAUUAGUUUAGUCAGCCGAAAUUCGAGAAUAGAGUCCCUUCGACGUUGCAGAUCGUGGCGAUCGUCUACAGUGUAUUUUGUCGUCGUUCCAUGUUAGCUUUUAAGGGAUUGUUCAGGUGUUAGGGUUUAGUAAGUCUUUUAGAAUGCUUAUUUUGAUUAAUGUAAGUUACUGAGCGACAGCUAGAAAGUGGGCUUUACCUCUGGGUUCCACUUUUCGGGAAGUACGAUGAUUAACACGUCAAGUUUACGGCCUUACCCGCUUCUUUUGGCUACUUGGAGCUUUUUUACUUUUGCGUUCAGUUAAAAGAGUUGGUUGAUGUAGCCGCUUAAAGCUUUACCUUUCGUACUCGUGGAUGCUGCCUGGUAGACCUAGUUUGCUGUUUUAGUGUACUAUGUACACUUACACCAUGUGUUUGUAAUUGCCAUUGUCAAGGAGUUUCCGAUUGUAUCCGAGGAGUUGGAUUGCUGUUGCAGUCUUUCAUCAGGAAAAUGUCACCUAAACUGGUUGGACGUCAGAUCAUUACUUUGUCGAAGAUAAUCUUCUGACUUUCUUCACAACCGUCUGCUUUUUUGUUUGAUAAAUGCGUUAACCUCUUCUAAAUGCAAUCGCCAGAGUUGCCACAAACGUACGUCUUCCUGAGUCGUGUUCGUGUUGUUGGGUUUGCGGUCUCCUGACCUCCCAGCGUAGUCUCAGUCCUUAUCUCUUCCUAUUUUUAGAAGAACGUUUGGCGAGCGUACGUGUGUUUUUGAUAAAUUUUUAUGGGACCUGUACAUUUGUAUGGCAUUUAGGUACAAGCUGAAGCCCGUGCGGUUCGUCUUUUCACACAAACGCGAUAUGUGAUUAAGUGAGUGGGAAGGGGAGGGGAGGAGGCAGUAAGUGCUAGUGAGGGUUAGGUCGUGACGUGUCGCAAGGGGAGGAGAGGAGGGAAGGGGGAGUGGAUACAGGCAUAACGUUAAUCGAUCCUUGCCCACGGUAGACGCGGAGUGUGCAAGAGGUUCUUCUGCGCGCACAGGACUGGCCUCCGUAGCCUGAUAGCAGUCGCCUCUGAUGUUGCUAGUAAGCACUGACCCAGUCGCUUAGGAUAGUUAGGUGGGACGUUGUAAAUCAUACGGAAGGCUUCGUUGAGAUCCACGCGGUGCCCAGAAUCAACCAUGUAUGCGCGGAUGGAGUUGUGUAUACUAUUAACUUCACCCUUCCCCAGCCAUGCCAGCAGGUGUUCUCGUAUUCUUUUGGACAGGCGGCGACUUGUACGACCAAUGUAGCUUUCUCCACAGGAGCAAGUUAAGAAGUAAGAGCGCAUAGAGGUGGUCUGUGCUGGUAUCCUAUCCUUUCCUUUCCCUCGUAAGACGAGGUUGAUCGAAAACAACACCUUAACUGUCUAAGUUCCGCGAAUAUUCCCAUGUUGCAAUUGAAAAGUCAAUUUGGCCUGAUGACGAGUUUCCAAACAGGUUUAUCAGGGUCUGCAGCCAACGUUUAUGCAGCAUAGCGUUUUUGCACAUUGUGACCUUUGCACAAACGUUGCUUUCGAUUAUUCAUAAUCAGGGAGUACAGUAAUGUAGUGGAGGACAGAAAAGCAGAAUUUGAACAUUUAAUAAAAGUCAGUAUGGGGGAGAGGGUUGAAGGGUUCAGAGCUCAGUGGUCAGAUUCUAGUUCUGUCUGGGGUUUAGGGGGGGGGAGGUGUCUAAAGAUUUGCUCUCCGUGUUUUGUCGCUGUUACGCGACUUGGCAGUGGGCAUGAGCAGAUAUGGUGAAUGUGUCUUUGUCCAGGGCAGGCUUGGCGCCUGUACAAAGCCUUUAUUCGAGCACAAGGCUGGGUUGGCCAACCGUAUGGUCACUGCCUCUGUUGUCGCAAUUAUUCGCUGAUGCGGGAACUUGGAGUGUCUUGCCGACACUUUAUAGAUGCAUCGGAAUGCUUGACUGACGUCUACCAAGUGGCCGCUGUCAACCAAGUGAGCCGCAUUUGCGCUAGAGAUUGACUUUUCCCCACCUUGAUUUAGUCAGACAGGACGGUGCUCUCGCAUUCGCUCAGAUAGACACCUUUUUGUUCGGCCAAUAUAUCCUUCCCCCUCCCCAUUCCCCUCCCUAAACCCCAGACAGAACUGAAAUCUGACCACUGUGCUUUGAACGUCCUUCAACCCUCUCCCCCAUAUUGACUUUAAUCGGAUGUUUUGCUUUUGCUAUUUUGCCCUCCGUUAUAUUACUGUACAGGCCUGGUGAUGAAUAAUCGAAAGCGUUGGUUUGCCGGACUUGAAAUCUUAGAUGUCUGCAUGGGUAUCAUCGCUGAAAUAUUUCUCAUACGGCUCAAAUCUUACCUCUAUGUAUUCUAAGUCCCGUUGAGAGUACAAGCGAUCCGUUUCAGGAUCAGCUUUUAGCAUUCAUUGAAAUCAAUUCGGGUGACACUUGACCCGCAGUUUUUUGUUACUGGUGCAGCAUCCGUUUAUGUCAUAACAGAAUUUUAUUUGUUCUGCUCUAGGAACCAAAGUUUAGAGAUCAAGAAAUCCGGCAUGUUAAUCCGUUAAAAAGCUCCUGCAUAUGUUUGAAAAGAUAAUUUUGUCGGACUAUUGCCUCGAAGGAUCUAUGCGGAUAGCAGAACUAAUUCUGCAGUCCAGGAUGGCUGUCUCUGUAAGCCUUCCUCACCUAAUACUUUAAUGCCGUCGGAUAUAGCGCAUGCAGCUUCGGUCGGUGGCAGUUAUUAACAUUGAAAAUCGUCUCAUUGCAAAGCAGUGCUGCUUCUCCUCCAGCAGCUCCUGUCUCUCGUUGUAGAAGGGCUUUUGCGCCCUUCGCUGACCACCUACAGCUUUGGCCAUCAUGCCUGUAGUCUAACCAUAUACCUCACAAGACACCUAACACGUCGGUACCAGUGAAUCGUUCGGCAUAAGAAACUGCCUCUUCACAAGUUUCGGCAUUACUGGUAGUUCUCCUGUGUUCUGAUGCUGCCAAACGUUGUUUGCUGUCAUUGUGCCUGUGUCGCGACCCUGGCGGAAGUCAGUUGUGAAGUCAAACAAACUUCCACAAGUUGUCAGUUUUCCACCGAGGUAAACGUGCUUGGUGCACGUUCCUUGACUACCUCUUUGAUUUUCAGUUUGUACUUUUCGUGCUGCUGCAGUUGGUCCUGUUGGUUAAUGAGUACCUCCUCCUUUUUUUAUCUCAAACUGCUGCAGUCCGUGCCGAAACGACCCGUCGCCUGCAGGCUGCUCACAGAGGAUGAAAAACAGCGACUGGUUUCGAAUCUGGGUACCAAGUGUAUAGCCAACUGUGCAGCUGUCGUCUGUGUUUACGCACCGGAUGGAGCAGGCGGUUGGCGCCAACUUCACAGCGGAGUUGCAACCAUCGAGAAGGAUCGGUCCCUGAAGUCAUACUAUGUUCGCGUCUACGAUCUGGAGGUUCGUUUUUCCCUUGGCCUGUCCUCGAACUAACGCGCUCACCCCUCCUACCCUCUCUCUCUCCUCUUUUAGAAGGCUUCUCAGCUCUACGAGCAGGCCAUCUUCCUGGAGAUGAAGUACACAACUCUGACGCCCAACUUCCAUACCUUUCAAGGUGAUCGUUUCCCCGUUGGACUGGCCUUUGCUGAUGUCGAGGAGGCCAACACAUUCCAGGAAAGCUUCACAAACCUGCUAACCAGGUGGGGUCAGACCCCGUACAGUGAGACGCGCACUCACAGUGUGGAUAAACCCAACACCACCGACGUUAACAUGAUGUACGUAGUAGAAAGACCCCCGGCAGAGGCACCCACAAAGCACGGCUUUCGUUUUUCUAGUUUCCGCAAAAAGGUGAGUAUUCUGUACAUACACACACACGCACGAGCACUGGUCAAUUUUUAAUUUGUUUUUUAAAGUAUACAGUAGGUGUGCUUAUUCGUGAAAUGUCAACCGAAAUUCUGAAAUUCGUUUCGGUUUCGAAAAGAUUACCCUAAGUAGGGUUAUAAAACUAAUCAUCUUGCAGCAUACUUAUACAAUAAUUCGGCUACCUUGGGACACCGGCUUUCGAAGGAACUUCUCCCCGGCCGCAUGCAAAUCCACACUGUAAAAAAUGACUGUUAAAAUUUUAUGUAUUUUUUCGUUGAUUUUCCAUGUCCUUAAAAAUGCAAUUAUAUUUUAUGGAAAAAAUGCAUAAAAUAUUCAUUCUUUUGCACAUUAGCUAGAUAAUGACGUCUUCUUCCAAUUUCGUACUCAAAGAAAGGGUAUAAAUUGGUUUUUAAAGAAUUUUCUAGUUGUCGAAUAAUUUUGAACCUGACCUGCCGCUACACUUGUAUUCAGGGUUUCAAAACUACAACCCUACGUACAACCGUACAUUUCUCUACGGUAUUUAGAGGAGACCAUAUGGGGUUCAUAAAAUUUACCAGUGAAUUUGAACUAUAUUGUUAACUUUACAAGCCGCAUUAGCAAAUGCAAAGACACGAUGUUUUGUAAACGGGCAUUUCACGGUAUUAAAAAAUCUCAUAAUUAGAAAUUUUUUAAAACCGAAUCAUACCCCUCCUUCGAGUAUGCACUUUGACGAAGAGGUAAUUUUCUACCCAAUGAGUGAAGGGAUUAAUAUUUUUUAUACAUGUUUUCUACAAAAUAUAGUUGAAUUUUUAAGGGCAUCGAAAAUCAAUAAGAAAAAUUCAUGCUAUAUAAGUAGUCAUUUUUUGCAGAAUACAGUUUUUGCUUGCGGCCGGAGAUAAGUUCAUUAGAAAGCCGGCAUUCUGAGGUAAUUGAAUUAUUAUAGAAUUAGGUCGCACGAUGAUUCAUUUUACAGCUUUACUUAAGCGAUCUUUUAGUAACGAAAACGCAUUUCAGAAUUUUGGUUAAUAUUUCAUGAGUUAGCGCACCUACUGUAUUGAUGAGAUGAAACCUUCUGUAUAGCUUAUUUCUGGAGUUCACAGUCGCAAAUCACGUUAUUUUUUCCUGAAACUUCCGAUUACCUGCAUUGCUUUCUAUAUGUCAGUCAACCGAGCAACUGAUCCUCUGAUUAUGCCUUAUUGGCUACCUAUUUGCGUCUUUUUGGAUGAACUGGCCUCAGUCGACCACCGCAGUCUCCUUUCUGUAGUCUGUAAAAUCGGCUAAUGAUUGUUCUAGUCUGGGGCUGCAAGCGAGGGUGAAACGUCCGUUUUCCCGACUGAAAUCAGGCCCGAUCGCCAGAGGCUAUUCGCAUGUGAUUCUCCGAGUCCUUCCGAUUGCGGUCGACCGCAUGAGCCUGCGUCCAAAUCUCAGGCCCUCUCUUCCCCUGGUUGAGGUGUAACUGGCUGAUGAUGAUAAGUAACAAAUAGACAUUUCCGUCUCUUUUCUUCUGGUCGGCAGUGUUCUUCCACAAUUAAUUACUCAAAGCUCAAGGGGCGCGGGAGUUAUCUCCAGGUUGGAGUGUUGUCUUAUAGUCGGCGGCAUUUACGGCGUACUAGCCUCUCACGAAAAUUGGUAGUGCUUGUUUAGGUGAGUUAUUUAUGCAUGGCCAGUAGCGAGGACUGUGGUAGGUUCAGUUCAAUACACGUCUCAUUAUUUCUUUACAAAUCGCCUUAAUUCUCCUUGGAGUUUGCCCUCAAUCGGAUCGGAGACGUUACAAUUUGGUGGUAGCGGUGCCGCAUGCAAAAUUGCAGACAAUCCCGUAAGUAAACUUGUUAAGGAGCUGCAGAAACUGGCACUGCCUUCGUGUCCCGCCCCCUCCCUGCCAAAAUUUCUCGGUCAGGCGAUUUUGACCGUUGGGAAGCCCGGAUGGCAGACUUCCUAGGCGGCGUGAACGGCAAAUCUAGGGGCGCGGCAAUCCUGUCACAACUGGAUGACAACGUCUCUGACCUGGCUCGGGCUUCAGGCCUCAAUUCUACGACGCCUGUUGCAGAGAUUUUUCGGGACCUUCGUCGGAAAUUUAUGCGGCUCAACACCCACUUGGCUGAUGCAGUCGGAGUUCCGAGGGCGGUUUCAAAGGCCUUUCGAGAGCGUCGUGGAAUUUCAACAGGCGCAUCGCCUUCAAGGACGACAGGCCUAUCCUACUUUGGCAGCCGCCGAUCUCGAGGAAACAGUCCUCAUUUCCAUCUCUUUUCUCUUGGUCGGCACUGUUCUUCCACAAUUCCUUACUCAAAGCUCAAGGAGCGGGGGGGGGGGUUAUCUCUAGGUUGGAGUACUGCCUGGUAUUCGGCCGCAUUGAGGGCGUACUAGCCUCCCACGAAAAUUGGUAGCGCGUGUGUAGGUGAGUUAUGUAUGCAUGGCUUUGCUUGGAAAUCAGGGUUUUUGAGAACACACUGUAGACCGCGAGUCUAGGAUUUACAUGCCUAGCUUUCGAAUUUACAAACCGCUCGAGCCUGGGUUGACACUGCCGACAUUCUCCUUCUGGGUCCACCGACUGGUGACGGCAGGUAGACCAGAAACGGCCAUUCUGGCCUCGUUUAUCCCUGUCUCUGAGACCUCUCCGCUAUGUCGCCUAUUGUUUCCAGCCUAAACUUCCUGGCUAGUUUAAGGUAUUCGGGCAUUAGUGCAGACGAUGCUUUUUAUAUGUCCCCCCCCACCACUUAAUACUUUUAACGUGAAAUCUUAUCGCGGGCCGUUUCUGGACAAUGUCAACCUACAUGUUUUGUUUUUUGUCUGUGGGUAUAUGCUGACUUUGGCAAAUUUAGACAGAAUGCAUUUGCCAUUAUCUCAUGGCUUUGAAAUUGGACUUUACAGCUAGCCUCUUGGAUAAAUGGAGAUGGUUCCGGGAUCCUGCGGCGAACACUGCUGGCCUCAUCUAGACCAGAGUCGCCUUCAAGCAACACUGACGGCUUAUAAAUUAUUGAGCCUAGCAUCCACAUUCGAACUGCCUAGAAGGGUACUUGGUGAGCACGACUCAUUCGGAGCCUUGUAAGCAGACUUCUAAACAGCAUCCAUUAAAGUCUUGGAGAACGUCCAUUUCCGCAGGCCGACCAUUCAUCGUUGAUGAUGCCUUUCCCUGCUCUGACAUAUAUCUUCUAGCCCGCUAGAUUUUCGACCUUAUUUGACUGGGUCACUACAUCUUGUAGGUCUUCGCAGUCGUCAACCAGCAUACUGAGACAACUUCGACAUUGCUUGCGGGGUGCACAUAUUCUUCGAGGGAUACGAUCAGCCACGUAGUUUAGUGUAGAAUGAGGACAGGGCGCAUCCUUGUCGAUAUUCCAGUUGAAUGCCAAAUAGUUCUCAAUUCCUAUGUUCGUCCUCUCAUGCGUUGAUAUUUUCUCUGGCGAGGGCUGUCCUUCAUCAUCUUGCCGAAUCGUUUUGCAAACCAUCCCAACUGAGUAGUUAUCUGUCUUAUCCGUCCCCUGCCCUCUCCCCUAUUUUAGUUCUAUUCGUCAGAGAAAUCAAAGGUUAGUCUUGCGUGUCCAAUUUUGUUCUUCACAGUGUCCUUUUCACCUAUUAACCUGAGGCAGUGCCUCGUUCUAACCGUCUGCUAAUCAGCCGCUCGGCUUAACCCUCCUAAUGCACAUUUCUUCUCUUCCCAGUGGCUUGCUCGUUUGCCGCUCACUCCAUCACCGCUUACGAUGUGCAUUCGUCCUUUGUUAACAGAAGAAGGCCCCAUCCAUCAGCGGCCCCACUGAAUUCCGUCACAUACAGCACCUCGGUUUCAACAAGGAGUCGAAACAGUUUGACAUGAUGGGUUUGGACGAAGACAUGCUGCAACAGUUCUUCAAGGACAGCAACCUUCACAACCUGUUAACGUCCCCAGAAGAUGCAAAAUUCGCAAUCGAUUUCAUCGCCCAGAAUGUCGACGUCCAUGAGGUGAGUCCUCCUCCAUGUCCCCGUCAGUCCCGUUUGCUCGUGUUCACAUUUUCUGAUGCUCAAAAAAGGCCUUUGUACAUUUUUUGCAGUUUCGCACUGUUUUCUUUUCAAUUUUUGCCACAGAGGCCUAGGGGGAGGUCUUUUUUAGCCGUGCGACAGCGCUGACAUCGUGGAUUGCCACUUGGUGCGCCUAGUCACUCUCUUUUCUCGAGAAAGAAGCAAACACUGGCAUUCACCGCUUCGCGCUCUCAGGACCGUGUUGCCAGCACACAGCCUGACCUUGAAGAGCUCAGUUAGGCAUGGGUUUGUGCACACGUGAGCACCCACACGCACCCGUGUUUCAGGCGUGUACUUUGUGUGGAGUACCGUCGUUUGACCCUCUGCUUUAAUCGUCAGCAUAGUGGAGGCACGUGGAAUUGCGUAGAGGCUCUUGCCAGAUUCCUCGUGAAAUAGCACAGCGUAAUGCCGAUGAUAUUGCCUUACUUGCUUCAAGUUUUGGUGAUCUGCAGUCUAUGGUGCCACGGGUGAACGAGGUCGGUAAAUCGGUCGGUUUAUCCAUAAACGUUGAGAAGACCGAAGUGUUUUCAAACUGCAUUCCUGACCAGGAGAAGGCACCCCUCGGGAUUGGUGGCUGUCAACUUGAAGGAGUAGGCAGCUUUUAAUACCUCGGGGCGAGGCUGCUGCCGAAUAGGCAGAGAAAGGACGACAUUGUCUCCCGAAUCGAUGCUGCCCGAUGGGUUUUCUCGAGUUUUAGAAAAUGCCUAUGGAUCAGACGCGACCUCUCCAUCGCCACUAAGAUUCGCGUGUACCCUGCAUUCGUCCUGUCUGUCCUUCUCUGUGGUUGUGACCGAUGGGCCGUGCGCGUGGAGGACGAACGAAAACUGGAGGUAUUUGACCGCCACUGCUCGAGGACCAUCCUUCGAGUGAAGUACACUGAGUUCGUCUCAAAUGAGACAGUCUGCUCUCGCUGCGACAAAAUUUCAAGGAUAACUCAGACCAUCCAAGAAAGCCGACUGGGAUGGUUCGGGCAUGUUUGUCGUUCGCCUUCGGAGUUCAAUGUUACUGUUUUUUUGAUCCGGCACCGUUACCCCAUUGGAGGCGUCGAGGAGGGGGUCAACUCAAAACCUGACUCGACACAGUUCGUCAAGACAUGGAGGUGGUUCUUGGACCUUCGGUAUUCGGUCUCUGUUGUUGCCGAAGGGAAUGGAUUGAGCUGUCCAGAUCUGCUGCCGCGGAUCGUCACGCGUGGAGAGGUACAGUUCGGGACAUCAUCGAGGCCGGCUAGAUCAGGCAUGAUCGCAGCUGUACCAUGUACAAGUACAAAUACCACAGCGUAUUGUGCAGAUAAGGUUUUACGUCUGUCUUGGCCUUUUUUCUUGAAGUCAAAUUUCCCAGGUCAGAGUUUGUGAUCGGUCUUGUGGGCAAUUUUGACGGGGGACGUCUUAUGGGUUUAGACUCACAUGUCAGCCGUGAGAGGCAGUCAACCUUGUGCUCAGAAUCCUUUGAUAACCUCGGUUUAUGCCCCAAACUGAUUUUGUAAGAGGAGGAACAGUAAGCACCGGAAGAUACAUCUUUUUUGAAGUCCUUGGUGCGUGGUUUUGGUUGUGUUUCCCUACAACUGGCGGCGUUGCAGAUGCGCUUGAGCAUCUUGCGCCACAGACUGGCUCACUGCAUGCGUUUAUCGGGUUGCGCUGGGUCCACGUGAACCCGUAACUACUGUCGUACAGCGCGUGACACACCUACGCGUCAGACACUGCUUCCUGUCUUCUUACCCGUUGGUAGAUUGCUGUGCGUAAGGAUAUUUACUGGUGUCACUCCCUACUCCCCCUCCCCUUUUCUCUCCUGCAGCAAUGGCCUGCCUAAAUCUGUUUGGAGGCUGGUGGUGGGAUUAAGAUCAACAGCUGACUUGACACGAUCCUCUGGCCAACCUGCACGGUAAGGGCUCGUUCCUGUCUUAAGCAGCAUUGCAGGACCGUUUUGAGGACCAGACACACCGAAGUAACAAGAAGGACCGUUGUCCGCAGGGGUUGUGAUAAGCUCGAAGGCAGCGGUUACCUUGGAGCCCUAGUUACCAAUGUUGCCAGCGACAGAGAUGACGGAGAACCCCCUUAAUCGAGGUCGGAUGUUACCAACCGUGCUCUAUUCCUCCCCGUUUGUCUCAUGCGAUGGCUCAAAUCAAAAUGGAUGAUGGUUUCAGACUAGGUUAUGCACGAACUCAUAAGGACCGUUUAGGGAGGAGGGGGCGACCCACCCUUUCACCUAGUCACGUACAGUCUAAAACAAAAUAAACCUAAUCUACGUGCAACUUUCAUAACUCUACACGCCGCAGGUUAGAUCGCAUGGGGAGGUCGAUGCGCUGAAGGUAGGUCGUAGGUUGCCAAACGUGUGUCGAACCUGCCCGCGCCUACUAAGCAUUACGUAGUUAAUCUGAAGAACAAGACUCAGCCUCAUGUUUGGCGGCUGCCAUGAGACCACAUUCCAAUACAUUGUGCUCCCUUGCUUUCUGUCCCUCCCUAUUACAAACAGUGCGUGCGUUCUUUAAAAUGACUUGUCGUUAAGGUACUUCACUGCCUUGCAUCUAUGCUCCGCUAACAUAUAAACAGUCAUGCAGGUUAUGGGAUACUUGUAACAGCAAAGCAUGGAAGACUAAGUGGCAUCAAACAUGUUCAGAACGUAUUGGUCAGUCUUCACAAUGAUGCGGCUGUAGUCCUCUCACGGAUCGAUCUUUCAACCUACUUUCAGCCAUAGCACACUAUGUUUCUUUCAUCCAGUUCAAUAAGGCUAUGAAAGUCCGCGCCCCUCAACCGCCACAGAGCACCGGUCCGACCACGGCCUUUAAUCGUGGUGCAGCACCCCCUGUUCCGUCUUUCUCUAACCGGCCCACAGUACCGCCGCCUCCAGUUCCAACCAAUUUUCCCCCUCCCCCCACUGUGCCACCACCACCGCCACCGGGGCGAGCAGCACCGCCGCCGCCACCUCCGGGACGAAUGCCUCCGCCGCCGACACCGCCCCCGCCGCCUCCACCACCUCCGCCCUCUGCUGGAGGCGGUACUGGCAGGGCACCACCACCUCCACCCCCACCUCCGCCACCACCAGCGUCGGGUGGCCAGCCGCCUGUUCCUGCGCCGAGAGGUCAUCCGCCUGGAGGUGGUUUGCCUACGACGACCGCUCCUAUUGAUCUGCAAUCGGAAAUCCAAAACUUCAAUAAAGGACAUCUUAAAAAGGUAUAUCUUUCUGAAGUCCAACUUGUGCGAAAUCAGGCCUUUUCGUAGCACUUCUCCCCGCGCUACCUGUUGUCGAGUUUGGCCCAUCGACAAGGCAGGCGAUUGGCCACUGAGACUGUACAGUUGCCGAAUUCAAAUUAGACUAAUACUUCGGCCAGUAUUUCAUAUACGCCCACUUUUGCUACUUUGUGUUCAAUAAAGACGCGCUGAGGCGCGCAGAUGUGCAUGUAACACCGAUUCAGAAAAACUUACGAAGACCCAUUUCUUUAGUGAAAUUAUUAUGUGAGGAUUUACCACCGCCGCCACCAUUACCACCACCACUUUCCAUUGAUAAUGUCACAAGCCGUUUCUUUGGGAAGCUCGUUCACCGAAAUUUCAAUGACGCGGCCACAAGUAGAAGUUAUUCAGAAGUUAUCCUUAUCCGUCGUCUUCCAAUCCAAUACCUGCAAUGUACAGGGCGCGUUUUUCCCCUAUUAGUUUGAACUUCUAGGGAAAACCGCUUGUGUUAGCAGCGCGUACUUUCACGGGAUCCGGAUUCUGCAGCGCAGAAUACCGAGUACUUCUAUCGUUACUGCCGUCGAGCACAACAGUGGCCAACGACCACUCAGCUAGGCAAAUAACUUUGAAAAGGCAUACUACUAGCUUUUCUACCUACCGUUUUCUCGAAAACAAUGACUUCGAUUAUCUUAUUGGCUGGUGACUGUCCAAUCACAGAUAAGUGCACAAGAAGCCGACUAAUAGUACUUGGUACGCACGCCCUGCUGCAACCAUCCAUCACCGAAAACCCGUCUUGUCCUUUAUGAUCUGAGAGGACUUGAACAAACGUAUAAAUUGUCCGGUCUGUUUCAGGUGGAAGAUCACCCUGGACCUAUAAGCCCGGUAAGCAGUGGAGACGGUCACAAGGACAUGUUGGCUGCCAGUCUGAGUCAAGCUUUGAAUAAUCUCCUAGCUUCGCGACGGGCCUAUCUCUCGGAUGACUCCAGUGAAGACUCAGACUUUUAA
Messenger RNA from Spirometra erinaceieuropaei, 14619 nucleotides. The record is from the annotation of a GenBank genome assembly. Lineage: Eukaryota; Metazoa; Platyhelminthes; Cestoda; Diphyllobothriidea; Diphyllobothriidae.